AGAAAAUUCACCAGACAAUUGGCAACGAUUCGCAAAUUCACGACGUGCCUGCAAAAUAUUUCUCGGUACGUCAACACACCACAGUCGAGAGGAUUUCUCCAAAACAGCUUCGUACAUUUAAAUAAGUGCAUAAAUGGAUAAGAAUUGUGAUCCCCUUUCAGUGAAUCGUUGCUGAGUAAGAGGAUAUUUUUAGAAUAAUAUUUAAUCGUAGGAUUUGACGGCGCCAUUUUGUAUAUGCCGGUGCAUUUUACAGUUGUUCUACAGAGCAAGACUUGUCAAAAACCAAAGUGAUACGACGAAAGAAUCCAGCAGACAGAACUGAGCAGAAUAAUCUGUCCAGCUAGUAUAUUCAGGGGCUGCGGAGUUGAUCGUUCCUUACCAAAAUAGGUGUAUCAUUCGACAAUGAUCAUUUAGAAUUAAUAUACCAAGAAGAAAUAUGACUAUUGCAACUAGAGGACAAGGAAUUACAGGAGAUACGAUUGAAUCACAGGGCUUAUCCCCCGGACCAUCUGACAACAAUCCUGAUGAAAUCCAAGAUGAAAACUAUGAACCAGAUUUCCCUAAGGAUAAACUAGCAUCUCUAGAUGAAAAAAUAUCUAAUCUAAGAUGGGUCGUACCGGUAUUGGCUGAUCAGGAACUAGAAUGUCUACUUAAGGUAUCAAUUGAGCUGUCCAAAAAGAACCUAGACAUACGUUCAGAGCCGUGUCAAAGGUUCUUUCGUGAAGGAUUGACGACUUCCUUCACGAAGAUCCUUACCGAUGAUGCUGUAUCGAGCUGGAAGCCGAAUAUUCACGCUUGCAUUUUCCAAAACUGCCUUAAGCUGAUCGAACUUUGCGUUGCCAAGCUACCUCAUGAUUGGUUUCCUCUCCUCGACUUGCUGGCUAUGGUUCUGAAUCCGAAUAACAAAUUCCAUACUUACAAUUCAUCAAGACAGAGCGAAACUGCAGGGCCGAAUUUGAACCUAACCGAAGAGGAACUGUUUUCCAGGCCUUCGAGUGAUCCUAGAAAUCCGAGGGGCUGGCUGGUCGACCUGAUAAACAGAUUCGGAGAGUUGGGCGGGUUCCAGAUAUUGUUAGACAGGUUCCAGACCGGUCAGAAUUUGAGCGUGUCGAUAGUGUUCGCGUUGCUGAGGCCUUUCGGAUUGUGUUACGAAUAUUUGACCACGCAUACCAUCAACAAGUAUAUUCUGCCGAUACUGGAAAUGAUCCCGGGCAUCCUGGACAAACUGACCGACGACGAGCUGAAACGCGAAGCGAAAAGCGAACAGAAGAGCGACAUCGUGUCCGCAAUCAUAAAAGCGUCGAAAAACCUCGCGUCGCGCGUCCCCGAUCAGGAGGAGCUGAUCAGAACGUUGGAGGGGUUCAGAUUGACGAUGAUCCUGAGGCAGUUGCAGAUCAGCAGCUUCAACGGAAAAAUGAACGCGCUGAACGAAAUCAACAAGGUUAUAUCCAGCGUGACGUAUUACCCGAACAGGCAUCAUGGCGUGGAGGAAGACGAGUACCUUACGCCGGAAAGGAUGGCGAAAUGGAUCAACGAGAACAAAGUGCUGGAGAUAGUGCUUCGUGACUCGCUGCAUCAGCCCCAGUACGUGGAGAAACUGGAAAAGAUCCUCCGAUUCGUGAUAAAAGAACGCGCUUUGAGCUUGAGCGACCUGGACGCCGUUUGGGCGGCUCAAGCCGGCAAGCACGAGGCGAUCGUGAAGAACGUCCACGAUCUGCUGGCCAAGCUAGCGUGGGACUUCAGCGCCGAGCAGUUGGACCACCUGUUCGAGUGUUUUCAGAACAGUUGGACGUCGGCGUCGAAAAGACAGAGGGAAAGACUGCUGGAGUUGAUACGACGGUUAGCAGAAGAUGACAAGGACGGGGUGAUGGCUCACAAAGUUCUGACGCUCUUCUGGAAUCUGGCUCACGCCGAAGACGUGCCUACAGAGAUAAUGGACCAGGCGUUGACGGCGCACGUCAAAAUUCUAGAUUACAGUUGUUCGCAAGAACGGGACGCGCAGAAAACGAUAUGGCUGGAUAAAUGCGUGGAAGAAUUGAAAAGUGGCGACGGGAAAUGGGUGUUGCCGGCACUGAAGCAAAUCAAAGAUAUUUGCACGUUAUACGAGCAAAAUACUAACGGGGGACCUACGCAGAGGUCCCAUCACAUAUACUAUAGGCAAGACGUAAUAGAGAGGUUGCAGAACCAGCACUCUCUUGUGAUACUAGUUACGAAUAGUCUGACGGGGUACAUGGAUAGAUUGCGGCAAUUGUACAAAGAACAGCCCGAAUUGACGGCGGAAACUUACGUGCCGGACGGCAGGUACAACCACACCUUGCAGGUGCAAGAAAGACUGAAUUUCCUCAGAUUCCUGUUAAAAGACGGGCAACUGUGGCUGUGUGCCGAACAGGCGAAACAGAUAUGGCAGUCGUUGGCCGAGAACGCCGUCUUUCAAUCGGACAGAGAGGCUUGCUUUAAGUGGUUUUCGAAAUUGAUGGGCGAGGAACCGGAUCUGGACCCCGGAAUAAACAAGGACUUUUUCGAAAAUAACAUUCUUCAGAUCGAUCCCAUCCUGUUAACGGAAAGCGGCAUCAAAUGUUUCGAAAGGUUUUUUAAGGCGGUGAACGCGAAAGAAGGCAAGAUAAAAUUUAAACGACGGACACUGCUCACCGAAGAUCCGGAUCUGAUAGGUUUAGAUUACUUGUGGAAAGUGGUUACGUUGUGUCCGAACGAUAUUGCAGCUAGGGCGAUAGAACUGUUGAAGGAGGUGAGCACGAAUCUAGGUCCGCGAUUGCAAGCCUCGCGGCUGGAUUUUCACGAAACGUUCGUGACUGAAUGCUACGACCGAUUGCGCGCCCAUUUCGACACGUUGAGCGUGCUGCAAAAGUCGACGACGCAGCUGGCGACGGCGGCCGUCGACGGAACGCUGGCGACGACGCUCGACGCCCCCGGACAGAUGCAACAUCGCAUUCAAGCGGAAGCCGUCAAGAUGUGCCGGGUGCUGAAAGUGUUGCACGAAUACAUCAGCGAGUGUGAUAAUAAUUUCGUUGGUGAACGUCGAGUACUGCCAUUGCACCGUGCUUGUCACGGCAAACACCUGACGUUGAUAGUGAGAUUCUCUAGUCCGAGCCGGCAAGUCGAAGACCUAGAACUGUACACGCAUUCCAACGAUACGCUAGCCUCGCUGAGGAAAUACAUUUCGAGACGGAUCAAAUCGGGUAACCACUGCAAAUUGGAGCUGUUCAUCAAUGGCGAACCGCUCGAUCCGGCAGAUGAUCGGAAGUUGCUUUCGCAGAUACCCAUCAGGGAUAAAAUGUUGAUAUCGGCGAAGGUGAUCCAGGUCAACUCGAACAUGGCCUCGUCGCAGGACAGCAGUUCGGACAGCUCGACGUCUUCGCCUCAGCAUCCGUACGACGGGCCGAACGUCGAAGCGGAAAACUUGCUGCCCGGCGUCCUGAUGGCACGGCAGCCGGUUUACGCUCAGUUUUUUUGUCAAUUAAUGGCGGUAGGUAGUGCUCUGCAGUUCCCUUUAUUGAGGGACGCCGGUCAUGCGUUGCUCCAAUUGAUGCCCUGCGAUCUGAUGACCAUGGAAAAGUUGAGAGUAUUAUUUACGUCGCCUGCCGAACAGAACAACGUUACCAUGGAUACGAUGUUUUUCAGCGCCAAUCCGGCCGAGGUGUUAUACAAUCUAGAGGUGAUAUACGCGAAUUUGAUGCCUGCGAUGGACACGCUCAGCGAGAAGACGUACGACUUUCAGUACAUUUUCAUGACCAGCGGACAGGCGCACGUUUUCUUAGAGAUGCUCACCAAAAACAAUUUCAUGUCGUCAGCGGAUAAUGUUACCAAACGGGCCGCCUAUCUUGUGGUACUGAAGAUUUGCAAGCUUAUAUUAACGUCGGUGGCACACGUCCUAGUCAGGUUAAGCGAGGACCACACGCCCCAGCCUACCGAAAACGAUUCUGGUACAGGAGUACACGAGAACACGACGACGCCUGGAAUGUACCUCAGGCAGGCGCUAAGAAACGUACCUGGUCAUUCAGAUCAUCUGCUGCGGCAGGUCUCUAUAAAGCUGUCGCACGGCCUGGCGCAAUUGAUGGUGUCCGAAACGUGUCCGCCGCCGACCAACAACCGACCCGGAGGCGGCGGCGCGGUGGCCGGAAGCGGCAACAACGCGCACGCGCUCUUCAGUCAAGCGCUGAACUGGGAGCUGCCCGAUUUGGCGACCGCGUUGGCGCUGGUCAGGCUCGUUUGGGCGGCGAGCAGCGAUAAUCUGGCCGCCCUCAACGCGUCGCCGGAUACGUUGCAUUCGCUGGCCGCCCCCGAAGCGAAGAAUCGACUGAAGGAGGACGGAGGCGGCAGGGAGUUGGUCAGCGAGGACGUCAUGCUGUGCAAGGAAGCCUUGGAACUGUUAAGUACGGCUGUGAUUCUGAAUUCGAGCAGCUUGGAGCAUCUAUACCAAGACAAUUGGUGGCCAUACUUUGUGACUGACCUGGUGCUGAUCAAUCCGUGCCCGGCGAUAAGAGUCGCCGCAGCCGAACAGCUUAUUGUGAUAUGUACCUGCGGAGCAGCUAGUCGACUAGCGUUACAGCUCAUAGUGCCAUUGCUGUUCUCCCUGCUGGACACGUUGGUGAUCGAACACGCGAACAAUUCGCACGAGUUUUUUCAGUUGCUCUGCCGACUUGUGAACGUCGCAUACCUUACCGGAUGUCCUUUGUCGGCAGUUGACCAACUGUUAGCCAACGAAGUCGCCUGGUUGAGGAAAGCCAGAGAUAAACAUGAGGUUCUGAUAGAGGGUCACCUGAGCCUGGCCAAAGAACUCCUCUGCUUCAUGACACCCGAGCAAAAGUGCGAGCUAGGCAGUUGCGAAUCGGGCAGCCUGAUCAAGGAGCUGCUCGAGGACUUUCUCUUCCCCGCCAGCAAACUGAUGCUGCAACUGAACAAAACGGGCCAGCUGGGCGAAGACCCCGCCGUCCCGAUUUGUGAUACGCCCCAAACGCAAGCGGCAGCGUUCGAUCUGCUCAUCGCGUUGUGCCUGAACUGCGUGCAGAAUUACAAGCAGCUGGUCAACAUGCUCAACGAUAUGUUCUAUUCAGAUCCUGAAACAGCUAUAACGGAAUGGGACUAUCUACCAGCAGUAGGACCCAGACCAUUUGGAGGCUUUGUAGGUUUAAAAAACGCUGGUGCCACUUGUUAUAUGAACUCAGUGUUGCAGCAGUUGUAUAUGGUUGAUAGUGUUAAGGAAGGAUUGUUGGCCGCUGAAGGCGCGGCCACUGAUCCCGACGAGGACUUCUCCGGAGAGGAACGUUUGGAUCUGGACACGACGGACUGUGCAGAUACGGACCGAACUGGCAACGAAGAUGGCAGAAAAGACUACAAUGUAGGCAUACUGAAGCAGGUACAAGCGAUUUUCGGACAUCUGGCGUGUUCCAGACUACAGUACUAUAUACCUAGGGGCCUAUGGAGGCAUUUCAAAUUACAAGGGGAACCCGUGAAUUUGAGGGAGCAGCAGGACGCUGUAGAAUUCUUCAUGUCGUUGGUAGAAAGUCUGGACGAGGCGUUGAAAACGUUGGGACACGAGCAGAUCAUGUCCAAGAUCCUAGGUGGCUCUUACUCCGACCAGAAGAUCUGCAAAGGCUGUCCGCAUAGAUAUUCCAAAGAAGAACCUUUUAGUGUGAUUAGUGUAGAUAUUAGGAACCAUAGCAAUUUAACGGAUUCUUUAGAACAGUAUGUUAAAGGCGAGCUGCUAGAGGGCGCAGAUGCAUACCAUUGCGAAAAAUGCAGCAAGAAAGUCGUGACGGUGAAACGACUAUGCGUGAAAAAACUGCCACCCGUGCUAACGAUCCAACUGAAGCGGUUCGAGUACGAUUUCGAGCGCGUGUGCGCCAUCAAGUUCAACGAUUAUUUUGAGUUCCCCAGGGAGUUGGACAUGAGUCCGUACACGGUGCGCGGAUUGGCCGAAAUCGAAGGCGAGAUCAUCGAUUGCGACGAGGAUCCGAAUCCGCCUGGGGAUACUUGCACCAAGUACAGGUUGACGGGCAUUGUGGUACAUUCUGGACAAGCAUCUGGUGGCCAUUACUAUUCGUACAUUCGCACGUACAGCGGCGAAACCGGAGGAGAAAUGAAAUGGUACAAAUUUGAUGACGGCGAUGUGAGCGAAUGUCGAAUGGGCGAGGACGAAGAAAUGAAGGCGCACUGUUUCGGGGGCGAUUACAUGGGCGAAGUGUUUGAUCCUAUGCUGAAACGGACGACGUACAGGAGACAGAAGCGAUGGUGGAACGCGUACAUGCUUUUUUAUACGAGGUUAGACGUCGAAGAGGAAAGUGCGCUCAAGGCGAUGGAAAGGUUGACCUUAUCCGGUACGCGUAAAGAAACGACAUUAAAAAUGCCAGUCGCGAUCGAGAACAGCAUCAGAAAGCAGAACAUCAAAUUCCUCCAUCAUCGCAGCCAAUUCUCGCCCGAGUAUUUCUCGUUCGUACGCAAGCUGGCUACCAGCUGCGCAGCGCAGCAACAGCAGCAGCAACAGAACAACCUAGUCAGGGCAGGCGGCGGGCAGCCGCCGCCCCAAUCUCAGACGGCUCUUCUCACGAACGACCUCGUCGAACAGCAAUACCUGCUCAGCGUACAGCUGGUCAGCAAUUUCCUCUUUCAUACGGGAUGGCAUACCAAAAAGAACCUCAGGGGAUCAGCCAUGGAAUGGUGCGACGUGUUGUGCCUCCACCUGCGCGCCUCUCCUGUGAUCCGGCAAUGGUUCGCCCACAACGUGCUCUUCGCGCACCCAUCUCGCUUUUGCGAGUACCUCCUAAGCUGUCCGUCUGCCGAAGUGCGCAACGCUUUCAUCAAGAUCGUCGUGCUAUUGGCCCAUUUCAGCAUCAACGACGGCCCCGCCCCGUUGCCGCCGCUACUGGCUAACGCGCAACGAGGGGGCGUGGUCAUGAUCGCGGACGGCGCGGCGACGGCGCUCGACGUCGCCUCGCUCAGCGAUCACAUCCUGUGGGCGUUGCUCGGGUUGUUGCAGAGGGAGGUCAGCGAACACGGCAGGCACCUGCCGCAUUAUUGCAGCGUGUUUCAUAUGUACGCUAACCAGGGUAUCCAGGAGAAGGCCCAACUGCUGCGCAUGAACGUCCCGGCGACGUUUAUGCUAGUGGCCCUGGACGAAGGCCCAGGUCCGGCUAUUAAAUACCAGUACACGGAGCUCGGUAAACUGAACCAGCUGGUGUCAUGCUUGAUACGGUGUUGCGAUGUUAGCAACAGGUGUCAGUCUAGUAACGGGGGCCCGGUGGCGCCGAAUCCUUACAGGGAACCCACUUGCCCCGAGUACAUCAUGCCGAUAUCGCCGCAAGCCGCAGAGAUUCUCUUCAAUAGGACUAGUUAUGUAAAAAAGGUGAUAGAAGACACGAAUUUGACCGACGAGGCCAUCAAGCUGCUGCAGUUCUGCUCGUGGGAGAACCCUCAUUUCUCCAGGACGGUUUUGUCCGAAUUACUGUGGCAGAUCGCAUUCGCGUAUUGUCAGGAAUUGCGACAUCACAUCGAAAUACUUUUAUCGAUAUUACUCAUCGAGGACUCGUGGCAAACGCACAGAAUCCACAAUGCGAUAAAGGGCGUCCCCGAGGAAAGAGAAGGCCUUUUAGAGACGAUAAUGCGCGCGAAAAACCACUACCAAAAGCGAGCGUACCAAUGCAUCAAAUGCAUGGUUGCGCUGUUCAGCAAAUGCCCGGCAGCGCACGGGAUGCUCAUGAAGCACGCCGACCUCAGGAGGUCGUGGGGCUCGGCCGUAGCAUGGUUGCAGGACGAACUGGAGAGGAAGUACCCGCCUAACACGCAAUACGGCGCUUACAGCACGUGGUCUCCGCCCGCCCAGAGCAACGAGAGUUCCAACGGGUACUUUUUGGAACGAUCGAACAGCGCUCGCAAAACGCUAGAACGCGCUUUAGAACUGAUGCCUGAUACGGAUAGAGGGGAAGAGGAGGAACAGACUGUGGCGACGACGACCAGCGAAGAACAGGAAUCUCAAGAAGAGACCAGCGCGACUACAUCGGUGGUGCCGGGGGAGGCAGUGCUGAGGAGUAACUCUUCCGUGACGGCUAGUGAUAACACGACAGCGACCGAAAUGGAACCUGUUAAGGAGGCCACGUCACGGACGAAUACACAGGAUCCAGUUUCCGAUCUACCCGACAUAACGCCCACCCGUGACACCAACCACCCGCCGAACACUUAAAUAUAAGACAGGAGAUGCGAAAAAAAGACCGCGUUGCGCCGCUGCCGCAUAGCCAGUUUUACUAACUCUCGCCGAAGCGGUUACGGGACAUACAAACCGACAAACGCACGGUUUGUUCAAGUUUGGCGCCCCGUAACUUUGUAAACUUACAGCACACUCGAAGGAGGAAGAGUCGCCGUUUCGUGUUUGUUCGUCUUUGAAGAUACAUGUAAAUGUAACAUCUGAAACGUAUCCUGUUGGUUUCGUGUUCAUAAUCCUCCUUGCUUACCUGGACACAUACGUUUAGAAUUCCUUCCAACGGUGAUCAUCUUCAAGUACAAUCCUGCAAGCAGCAUUCUUUUUUCUAAACUAAAUAAAAGCCAUCGUAUGAAUCAGAACGUUUUUGUUUUUUAUGAUAUAGACGCAUGUCAAAGGUUUCAUUUUACAUAGUUUUUAAGAUCAAAUCGGAUAGGGCAGAACCCCGAUUCUCCAUACACUGAGAUGACUCUUGCCACCUUAGCAAGUGUUAUAUUGGUUUCCAAAUCUUGUAGGGUCCCUGGACGGUUCACAUGACGGGAUUCAAUAUAAUGGAAAAGAAGGUUGGCACCAUAGAAUUUGGCAAAAGUUCUAAUUCCGAAGAACUACAGAAUAUUGUUUUUUAGAUUUGCGAGGUAUCCAACUGCAAUGCUCUUUCUCUCUUCGACAGGACAUGUGAUAAUAUUAUCUAUCAUUAAGUUAUCUAUGUAUAUACUAAUGAUGAGUACGUAACUUCUUAUCUUAGAUACAACGCGAGCGCAUUUUUUUCUUAAUAAUUUUUAUAACGAUUCUUCAACAGUUGCGGUGCAUUUUCGAGCGAGACAUUUCGCGCAAUAUAACGUGAUUGUAAUCCAGUUGAACGUGAUUGUUUUAAGGAAGAUUCUAUUCAACAAACGUGGGCUCUUUUUGGUUUACGAAAGAUCAGAAUCACUUAGGGGUUUUUCCGGCCGGGAAUAAUUUCCUGAUCGCAUCUACGAUAUUUUAAACAUUAUCUGAAGUUUAAAAUAUUCAGAGACGCUACUGGAUUUAACAUUUUGACCUAAAAUUGCUCAAAGAGUCGUCUGUUAACUUAACUUUUAAUUAACAAUUUCGUUAAUAAAAAGAAAGUUGUUGCAAAAAAAAUUAAAGUUACAAAAGGGCCGGAAACUCCCUUAUGAACCAUGACUGAUAUGUCCCAUAGUGUUGCUAAAUGACUGGGCUAUUUUUGAAGCUGUCGAAUAUGAAAUGUGUCGCUGCAAGGAUAUGUGUAAAUAUAACAUUUGUUUCAUUUUUAUUGUUGUUUUGUGAAAGAAGGAAGCUUGUCGAAAUAACCUACACUUACAUUAUACAGAAAAAGUGCUUUUAGAUUUGUAGACCUCCAGUUUUUGUCUCAUCGAUUAUGAACUAAAAAAUUGAAAAACCACCAUGUAAAUACGUAGGUAAAAACAAGGAAAUUCGUUUUGAUGUUCAUUUCAUCAAUUUUGUGAUACUUUUCUUUGUAAUAUAUUUCUUUCAACAGAAAGGUCAUAACCGAAUUUAACCCGCCUUUAUUUGUAUUAUUACCCAUAUUUUUCACCAUAUUGUAUAUAUUUAUGAUAAAUUCUUGAUCUUUGUCAAUUAUUUUUUUAUCGCUAAUAUUGUUGAUUCGAAGUUGUGUACAUAUAUAUCAUUUUUUCUAUAUUCUUGAAAUUAGCCUUUUUUAAUUUGUUAAAUUUUGUUAUGACUAGUGCUAGAUUUGAACACGAUAAAUGGUCAGUGUUCUAUAAUAUUUCUGUGUACAGGGUAUCCUCCUAUAAAUUGACCCUCUCCUAACUUUUUUGAAUGAUCGUCUAGAAAUAAAAUUCUAUACGAACGUUAUAUACUCUAAAAGUAUAGAACUUUUUAUCAUAAAUGGUCACGCGAAGAAAUGAAUUUAUACCGGGACAUCUUGUACGUGGUACAUACGAUUAUUUAUUAAUAUAAUUAUUACGACUGUUUAUAAAAAGUAAACAAAUUGCAAAAUUAAUUGUUUACCCUCCACUAUAUUUAUGUUGUGUAUUUUGUAGUUUAGAUUUGGAGGGUCAUUGUAAACUUAUUAUGAAAGUGUAUUUUUGUUUCAAAUGUGUUUUAUUUAGCUUAUAAAUUAUUGCUUAAAUCUAAGCUUAUAUUUGUUUGUAUUAUAAUUUAUCAUUAUUACAACAAUAAAAAACUUUUAAAUUUUACAUUA
Messenger RNA from Acanthoscelides obtectus, 10394 nucleotides. NCBI's taxonomy places the organism in Eukaryota, Metazoa, Arthropoda, Insecta, Coleoptera, Chrysomelidae. The record is from the annotation of a GenBank genome assembly.